This is a messenger RNA of Sardina pilchardus (European sardine), 889 nucleotides long. It is a transcript of the gene ociad2, whose product is annotated as OCIA domain containing 2. Lineage: Eukaryota; Metazoa; Chordata; Actinopteri; Clupeiformes; Clupeidae. The transcript has 7 exons. Gene Ontology annotation, cellular component: mitochondrial inner membrane. Bases 180 to 689 code for a protein of 169 amino acids. The record is from RefSeq and is a predicted model, not a curated record.
CACUCGAGAGGAGCUCAAAAGAGAGAGAGAGAGAGAGAACUGGAGAGAGAGCGAGCGAGAGAGAGAGAGAGAGAAAGAGAGCGAGAAAGAGAGAGAGAGAGAGAAAGAGAGCGAGAAAGAGAAAGAGAGAAUAAUCCAAACCUUUCGAGUUGUCUGAAGUGUUCAGCCACCAGCAGGACAUGGCUACCAAGGCGCCUGAAGGCUCUGGGGCGGCUCAAACAGGGACGGCUGCACCAGCGAGGGACCGCAAGUGCGGCAUGGGAGACCGCCACAUCCACAGGGACGAUGUGAGGCAGAUAUGGAUGGAGUGCCAGUCGGAGAGCACCUGGUACAGAGCUCUCCCUCUCUCUGCAACUAGCAUGGCUGUGACAGGAGCCCUCAUCUACCAAGGGAUUUGGAAGGCAUCGAAACGGUUCGGACCAUUCCCCAAGCUAGCAUUGGCAGGUGUCCUUGGUUUUGCGUUGGGUAAGGCCUCCUAUGCCAGAACGUGCCGAAAGAAGUUUGAGAGACUCGGUCCUUACACUGGCCCUCCUGGAUUUGGACCGGGCUUUGGACCAAGCUUUGGACCUUGGUCACGGAGACCAGACUUUGCGCCAGGCCACAGACACUGCCACCACAUCUGUGAAGAAUGCAAAAGGCAAGAAGUACAACCAGCAGCAACAGCACAAGCCCAGCCAGUACAGAGCUAGGCACCUGACAUCCAUGCCACUUGCUUUAUGGAAUGUAUAGGCUUUUCUAUAUUACUUUGAUUAAAUACUAAAGUUGUCUAGUUGCUUUGUAAAAUUAUGGCUGAGUUUGUAUUAAAGUCCAUGUGAAGGAAAAAGACUAAACUGCAUGGCUCUGAAUUGUGGAGUUACAUUUCUCACCAUUUAACAUGACAUCAUUUUUA